Molecule: messenger RNA, 4404 nt
Organism: Microtus ochrogaster (prairie vole)
Lineage: Eukaryota; Metazoa; Chordata; Mammalia; Rodentia; Cricetidae
Gene: Sfswap
Product: splicing factor SWAP
Biological process (GO): RNA processing; mRNA 5'-splice site recognition
Molecular function (GO): RNA binding
Source: RefSeq, a predicted model, not a curated record
UGGCGGCUGUGUUGAAGUUGCGACGGGGAUGCGGCGCCUUUGACUGAGUGGGUAGAACAGGCGAGGCCUCUGGGACGUUGUGCGGCACAGCAGCAGACCGGCCCGGACGUCGGGGACGCUGUCAUGUACGGUGCCGGCGGGGGUCGCGCCAAGCCAGAGAGGAAAGGAGGAGCGAAGGAGGAGGCCGGGCCCGGCGGCGCCGGCACUGGGGGCAACCGGGUGGAGCUUCUGGUUUUCGGCUAUGCCUGCAAGUUGUUCCGCGACGACGAGCGGGCUUUGGCCCAGGAACAGGGACAGCACCUCAUCCCCUGGAUGGGGGACCACAAGAUCCUCAUCGACAGAUACGACGGGCGUGGUCACCUGCAUGACCUCUCUGCGUACGAUGCUGAGUACGCCACGUGGAACCGAGACUACCAGCUGUCUGAAGAGGAGGCGCGGGUAGAGGCGCUGUGUGAUGAGGAGAGGUAUUUAGCCUUGCAUACGGACUUGCUUGAGGAGGAGGCAAGGCAAGAGGAAGAAUACAAAAGAUUGAGCGAAGCUCUGGCAGAGGAUGGGAACUACAGUGCCGUAGGGUUCACUUACGGCAGUGACUAUUACGACCCAUCAGAGCCCACGGAAGAGGAGGAGCCUUCGAGACAGAGAGAAAAAAAUGAGGCUGAAAACUUGGACGAAAAUGAAGAGCCUUUCAUUGCCCCAUUAGGAUUAAGUGUCCCGUCUGACGUGGAGCUGCCACCAACAGCCAAAAUGCAUGCCAUCAUCGAGCGCACAGCCAACUUCGUGUGCAAACAGGGAGCACAGUUUGAGAUAAUGCUGAAGGCCAAGCAAGCACGAAACUCGCAGUUCGAUUUCCUGCGAUUUGAUCACUACCUCAACCCCUACUACAAAUUCAUCCAGAAAGCCAUGAAGGAAGGACGGUACACGGUGCUGGCAGAAAACAAGAAUGAGGAGAAGAAAAAGUUGGGGACGACCUCUGACAAUGAAGAUGAAGAUGAGGAAGAGGAUGGGAGUUACCUACACCCGUCUCUCUUUGCUUCCAAGAAGAGCAGCCGCCUGGAAGAGCUGAUGAAGCCCUUGAAGGUGGUGGACCCAGAUCAUCCUCUAGCUGCCCUUGUCCGUAAAGCACAGGCCGACAGCUCUGCUCCAGCCGCACCCACUGCAGAUGGCACACCUGUGCAGCCCUCCCAGGUGGAGUACACAGCAGACUCAACUGUGGCAGCCAUGUACUACAGCUACUACAUGUUGCCAGAUGGCACCUACUGCCUGGCACCACCCCCACCUGGGAUCGAUGUAACUACUUACUACAGCACUCUUCCUGCUGGAGUGACCGUGUCCAACUCACCUGGUGUGACUACCACUGUACCACCACCUCCUGGGACCACACCGCCACCACCCCCAACCACAGCUGAAACAAGCAGUGGGGUUACCUCCACAACCACCACCACAAGUGCGCUUGCUCCCGUGGCCAUCAUACCCCCGCCCCCUGACAUCCAGCCUGUGAUCGACAAGCUGGCAGAGUACGUCGCCAGGAACGGCCUUAAGUUUGAGACCAGUGUUCGAGCCAAGAAUGAUCAAAGAUUUGAGUUCCUUCAGCCCUGGCACCAGUACAACGCCUACUAUGAGUUUAAGAAGCAAUUCUUCCUGCAGAAGGAAGGAGGCAGUAGCACACAGGUAGCACCCACGGCUGAAGAGGCUUCCACAGAAACUGCUGCUGAAGAGUCGAGUGAAGCCGGGGAGGACGGCACUGCUGAGGGUAUGGCAGAGACUGGGGGAAGAGGCAGCGGGAAGAAGGAGGCUGGGUCCAGCAAGAGCACCGUGGACGGGAAGCUGGUAAAAGCAGCUUCAUUUGCUCCAAUAAGCUUUGCCAUCAAGGCCAAAGAAAAUGACCUACUUCCUCUGGAAAAAAACCGAGUCAAGUUGGACGAUGAUAGUGAAGAAGAUGAAGAAAGCAGGGAAUGCCAGGAAAGCACAAACAGCGUGUCCAACCCCAGCCCAGCCGCAGCCCCACCCUGUGUGGUCGUGGAGGAGAAGAAGCCCCAGCUCACCCAGGAGGAGCUAGAAGCAAAGCAAGCAAAACAAAAGCUGGAGGACCGCCUUGCUGCUGCUGCACGGGAAAAGCUGGCCCAGGCAUCCAAGGAAUCAAAGGAGAAGCAGCUCCAGGCUGAACGUAAAAGGAAAGCAGCUUUGUUUUUACAAACCUUAAAAAAUCCUCUUCCAGAAACAGAAGUUGGAAAACUUGAGGAGAGUGCAUUCAGUGUAGAGGAAACCGGUGUCAUGCCCUGUCCUCUGCUGGUUGGAGGUAGAACUCUGCCCAUGUUAGAAGUGAAGCCUCCAGAAAGGCCUUCAAGCAGAUGUAGAGACCCACCAAGAGAAGAAGAAAGAGAAAAGAAGAAGAAGAAGCACAAAAAACGGUCUCGAACGAGGUCCCGCUCCCCCAAGUACCACUCGUCUUCCAAGCCCAGGUCUAGAUCCCACUCAAAAGCCAAGCACUCCCUGCCCAGUGCCUACCGGACAGUGCGGCGGUCGAGGCCCUCAGCCUCCCCAGGGAUCUUGAGUGUGGAGCCUUGUCCCAGCAGCUCGGCAGUGGCGGCAGCACAGCAGGAGAGUUAUCAGGCAGCCUCGGCCUCGAGCAGCUUUGACUCCUGGAGCUCUUUUGAGGGGAAACCUGGUAAACCGUCAAGGUCACGCUCUCGGUCCCCAAGAAGGAGAGCACACUCUCCUGAGAGACGACGGGAAGACAGAAGUGUCCCUACUGCCUACCGGAUGAGUGGUAGCCCUGGAGCCAGCAGGAAACGAACCCGUUCCAGAAGUCCCCACGAGAAGAAGAAGAAGCGGAGAUCACGGUCGCGCACCAAGGCCAAAGCCCGCUCCCAAUCAACGUCCCCGAGCAAACAGGCAGCACAGCGUCCCUCUGCACACUCAGCCCACUCGGCCAGCAUCUCUCCUGUGGAGAGCCGAGGUUCUUCCCAGGAACGCUCCAGGGGAGUUUCUCAGGAAAAAGAUGGCCAGAUCUCCUCAGCAAUCGUUUCCUCUGUGCAGAGCAAAAUAACUCAGGAUCUCAUGGCCAAAGUAAGAGCAAUGCUCGCAGCUUCAAAAAACCUGCAGACCAGUGCAUCCUGAGACGGCAGCCAUGGAGCCGGCCCCAAGCAGAGCAUCGUGCACAGCUGUGGCCACAGGUGCUGGGCUUCAGCUCAGAGCACCCACAGCCCAGCCAGAAGCUGAGCUGCAAGCUCUGUGCCGACCUACACACGGCCCUCCAGGUUCUCCAGCCCGACUCCCUGGGUUAGUCGGUGGCUUUUGUAAAUUUUUGGUGAUAUUUUCAGUUUCAAAUUUUUGACCAGCAGUCUCUUACCUGUAUAUUUGUAAAUAUAUCAUGUUUCUGUGAAAAUGUAUUAUCAAAUAAAGCGGGAGGAAACACCUUUUCUAGCUAGCAGCCAGGGCGGCUCUUGCUUUCUGUUUUCUGCCACUUAACGAGUGUCAGCCUGUGGAGAAACGGGACUUCCCUCCAGUGGUGGCUUCUCCCUGGCUGAGGAAGGGGAUGUCCCACUUGUGUCCUCUGUGUCCUCUGCCAGACCAGCCAGUCACAGGGUCAUCCUGACAUGGGCCUCAACUGCCCCAUGAAGUUGCAGGUUUGUGUAUCCCUCCCUUCAGGAGGCCUUUACUCUCCCACUGCUCACAUGCAAGGCAUACAGGGUCCUGACAUGAGAAAUGGAGACGUGCUGGCAUAGGCUGACACUCGAGUAUGCUCAGACUAUUCUGUGCUAGGUGGGCUUCCUCUGCAGGUCCUGCCUUGUGCCUGACCAGAAAUGGGCCCCUUCCCCCCUUGCAGUGGUCCCCACUCAGGUUCUGAUGCUUCCCUCAAGACACUCACAGCCCCCAGAAGCUGGUGUGGGCAGGGCAGAUGAUGGAGUUGGUGGCCCUAGAAAAUGGGUGUCAGUGAGACAAUGGCCCCCUAGUUGGCCCAGCAAGCACUCCUGAGCAGACAGAACCACCACCUGCCUUUGAGGCAUCAGCUAGGCUCCCCCACCCCACACCUGUGUCGGUUGUGCCUUGUCAUCCUCACAGCCUGGUGCCAGCCUGUGCUUCCCUCGUGUAUGUCAGGUUGUCAGUGUUAGACCCCGUCUCCGUCCCCAGUGGCCUCAGCUACGAAUGGUGACUUUAUAAACUAACUUUGUCCUCAGAGGACUCAUGACACUGAGCAUACCUAAUCUGAGUCUCUGGCUCCCACCGGGCCACUCCUCCCUGUCCACAGCCCAGACCUCAGGAAACAUCACACACCACACCUGUCUGCCAGGACCACUGAGCGCUGGCUAAGUCAGGAGAGUAAAAGUGCUGGCCGCUUGUGACAGACACUGCCACCCUCGUGAUUCUAGACUCCUACAGUGACUCAGAUGGACAUAAGGGGCC